This is a messenger RNA of Myotis daubentonii (Daubenton's bat), 671 nucleotides long. RefSeq names its product sperm microtubule inner protein 11 (gene SPMIP11). The record is from RefSeq and is a predicted model, not a curated record. Lineage: Eukaryota; Metazoa; Chordata; Mammalia; Chiroptera; Vespertilionidae.
ACCUCGGGGUGGGGACGCGAGUGCCCCUCAUGUGACUCUUGGAGGGAGGGUGAGGUUAAAAGUUUUCGUUCAAAACCACGUCCCCUCUCGCGAGAAGUAGGCUGAGCAUUCGCGCCCUGCGCGAGAGGGUGAGGCAAUGUUUGUGGCGGGAUUAGGCGCCCGCCCACGCGCCGCUCCGCGGCUUCUCGGAGAAUUUCGCUCGUGGCGGAGGUGGCGAUAUAAAAUGGGGCAGAUGGAGAACUUGACAGAGAAAAUAGACCAGAAGGAACCGGUGCCCACGAAGCUUCCCCCGAUUAUCUCAAAAGAUGGGAAUUAUUCUGUGCACCAGAAUAGCCACACAAAGUACCACGAAGCUGUACGGAAGGUGUUGCUAAAGACAUUCCCCAAUCAAGUCUUUAGAGUCCCCUUGACUGACGCUCAGAACUUCAGCUUCUGGAGGUCAAAUGAGCCAGGAGUGCGCCCAGAAGACACCAUGCCGUGGAUCCGGAGCCCUCGCCACUGCCUCAUUAACAGCCCAAUGACCAGGUUUAUGGAUCACACUAUCCUCAACGACAGACUAUUCAGUCUGUAUUGAGCAAGAUGUGCUUGCAGAAGGACAGGAUGGUCCGUGGAAGGAGGACAAAGAAGGGGAAAGAGGGAAAAGGUGUCCUGGCUCUGAUGGCUGACUAAUG